Molecule: messenger RNA, 2550 nt
Organism: Racocetra persica
Lineage: Eukaryota; Fungi; Glomeromycota; Glomeromycetes; Diversisporales; Gigasporaceae
Source: the annotation of a GenBank genome assembly
AUGGCCGAUCCUAAUACUGAAACCGCUGAAAUAACUGCUGAAGUUAAAGUUGAAGAGAAAAAAGUUGAAACUAUUACUGAAACCGUUGUAACUACCACAACUACUGGAACUAUUGAAAUAGUAUCUGAAGAAAAAAAGGAGGUUGAAACAACCAAGAUAGUUGAAGAACCAGUAAAGGAAAAUGUUUCUAAAGAUAAUGAACCUGAGACCCCUGACCCUAUCUAUAAGGGAAAUUUGUAUAAGCACCACCCAAAUAAAAUACUUUUUGGUAAAAAUCAGCGACAUUUUGAAUUGAGUGAAGAACCUAUUCCUAAAGAUAAUUUUUCGGUAUAUUGGAAGAAAAACAUAAAAGAUGUGCCUACAAAAGCUCCUCCCACAAAAUCUUCUUCUGAGACCACAAAACAUUCAUCUGAACCCACAAAACCAUCAUCUGAGCCCGAAAAAACAACUGAAAAAACUGAUGUUCCUGCAUCUGACGUUCCUGUAUCUGACGUUCCCGCAUCUGACGUUCCCGCAUCUGAUGUUCCCGCAUCUGAUGUUCCUGCAUCUGACGUUCCUGCAUCUGACGUUCCCGCAUCUGACGUUCCCGCAUCUGACGUUCCCGCAUCUGAUGUUCCUGCAUCUGAUGUUCCCGCAUCUGAUGUUCCCGCAUCUGAUGUUCCUGAGUGCAAAGAUGAUAAAGAGGAACAAAAAGAAAAGGAAUCAAAUCAAUACGAAGAAAUCAACAAAGUACAUUUCUGCAAUAUUGCUCAUGCUACUCAAACCGGCAAGGGUCUUUUAUUUUAUUAUAAGAAUGAAAAAACCCGUGAACCAUCGGGUAUUAUUAACUUAAAGGGUGCUACUGUUGAGAGUGAUAAUACAAGUACAGGCAAAUUCAAAAUAAUUACUCAAGAUAAAAAAGAACAUAUUUUGGAAGCUCUCAGUGAAAAAGCGAAGAAACGUUGGGUACAUACCAUUGGUGAAGAAAUUAAACAAGCUAAUGAACAAGAUACUGAUGCCCUCUACGCUUCUGAGGAAUACAAAAAAAUUUAUGAUCAACUCGUAUGCGAUGUUGUAUGCUAUGUAGUAUGCGAUGUAGUAUGCUAUUUAGAAACUGGUGCAAUCUCUGAUUCUGAUCUCCUUUCCGAUAGUGAAGAUAAACAAGGAAAAUUAGAUUCAAAACGCAGAUCUAUAUUCCCCAACUUUGUUCGACCAAGGAAGACUCCUGAAACUCCUGCUACUCCUGAGACUUCUAAUGCUACUGAACCUACCACUGAACCUGCUGCUACUUAUGAAUCCGAGUCCAAAAAUAUUACUGUCAAUACUGAUGGUGUUAAUACUGCUGAUGUUUCACCUGAUGAUGGUCCUACUAAAUCUCCAAAGUCAACAAAAAGUGGUUUUUUCAAUCUUCCUUCUCUAUUUGCAAAAAAGGAAAAGACCCCUGAGAUAAAGGAUGAAAGUGCAAAAGACAAAGAAAUACCUCAAGAAACUAAGGAUGUUGGAACUAGUGAUACUCCUGCUGCCGCUGAAGAUACCAUCGCUACUGAUACCAAGCCUACCGAUGAAACCAAAGAUGAAACCAAAGAUGAAACCAAAGAUGAAAUCAAAGAUGAAACCAAGGAAGAAACUAAAGAAGAAAAGAAAAAGGGUACUAGUUUAUUUGAACCCGUUUUCAAUGCAUUUGCUAACACCUUUAAAACGACUAAAGAGGAAAAAACUGUUGAAACAACCACCACAUCCGAGGCAGAAACUUCUGAUACUAUCGAAUCUGCUCCCGAAGAACAAAAAACUGGUGCUGAACCAAGUAAAGAUGAGGAAACCCCUGAAAAACCUAAAGAGGAACCUACCAAAAAGAUUACAAAUUUGGGUCGUAGAAUUACUAGUGUCUUCAAGAAAAAACCUGAGAAAGCUCCCGGUGAUGAUGAUCAUAAAGACGAUGAAACAGAAGAAGACAAAAAGAGGAAGAGGAUAAGUAUGCAAAAAAAGCGAUCGGGCUCACAAAGUGAAGAAAAAGAAUCGGAAACUGUGCAUGAUGAAUUCGAACUUGUUCAGGCUGAAGUAGCGGAAAAAUAUCCUGACGCCACCAAACAAGGAAAAUUAAAUAAAGAAUCUCACAGUUUCUUCAAGCGUCCUGAAGAACGAUACUUUGCGCUCCAUGGUGGUAUAUUAUACUACUUUAAAGAUAGUAAAACAAAAAGACAAAUUAAAAUAGAAAAGAAUUGCCAGGUCAGAAAGGCUGAUAAUAGAAAAUUUGAAGUUGAAACUCCAUCAAAAAAAAUCUACAAGUUCCAGGCUCCAAGCGAAGAUGAACAAUCCGAAUGGGUUAAUGCAAUCCAGGAUCACAUUAAUAAACUUCCGGAAGAAGAAACAACUGACAAAAAAGAGCUCCCUGAAGUUACAAACGUUUCCAAUAGCGAAGGUAUACAGGAAGCGAUCGAUGAAGCUGCUAAUGCCUCCAAAGAAAGUGCUGAACCCAGUACUGAACCCAGUACUGAACCUAAGACUGAAAAUGAUAUCGCUGAAAAAUCAGAAAUCACUCCAGCUGCACCUGAAACGACUGCUACUGCUUAA